AUGUCUGUAACAGUAGAGGAACCUUGUAACAAUACUCCAAAGUUUACUAUUAGUAAUAGUAGUAAUAAUAAUAACAAUAAUGAAAAGAAACAACAAACAACAACAACAACAACGAUGACUAAUAAUAAAAAUAACCAAGAUAGUUACAACAACAACAACUCAACAACAGACAAAGAGGCAGCAUCUUUAGAUGAUCAACAAUCAUCUGUGCUAAAACAAAGAUCCGAUGACCUAAAAUCUAGAUACACAUCAACCAAACGAAGACAAGAAAUAAUAAGUGUACUUUUAUUCUUUGUCUUUCUUGCAAUCUCUAUUCAAAAGAUGUUUAACGUCUUUUAUGCUCAAAAUAUUUGGUUGUUCCUAUCUGCUUCUGUAUUGGCUAUGGUUGCCGCCGACUUUUUCUCUGGAAUUGUUCAUUGUGAGUAUAGACAAACUAGGGCUGCCGAUACAUGGGGAUCAUUAGAUACACCUCUAGUUGGAAAUAGUUUUAUUAGAUCUUUUAGAGAACAUCAUGUUGCACCAACAGCAAUGACCAAACACGAUUUCAUUGAAACCAAUGGUGACAAUUGUAUGUUGACCGUUCCAGUUUUGGCCUUUACUGCAUUUGGUCCAAUUAUUGGUGACUCGACUUACAACUUAUUCUUGUUGUCUUUUCUUGUCAAACUAUCGUUUUGGGUCAUGUUGACAAAUCAAAUUCACAAAUGGAGUCACACCUACGAUCUCCCAUCCUAUGUCAAGUUUAUGCAAAGAUAUGGAAUCAUUCUUUCAAAGCCCGACCAUGCUGUCCAUCACAGAAAUCCAUUUGACAAAUACUACUGUAUCACCAAUGGAUGGUUGAAUCCUUGGUUGGCUGGUAUUGGAUUUUGGAAGAGAUUGGAAGAAAUUAUCACUUUGACUACUGGUGCCAUCCCAAGAAAAGAUGAUCAAGCUUGGACUAAUUAA
Messenger RNA from Cavenderia fasciculata, 942 nucleotides. RefSeq lists its product as uncharacterized. The record is from RefSeq and is a predicted model, not a curated record. Gene Ontology annotation, molecular function: oxidoreductase activity. The coding region runs from base 1 to 942 and encodes 313 amino acids. The transcript is spliced from 2 exons. NCBI's taxonomy places the organism in Eukaryota, Evosea, Eumycetozoa, Acytosteliales, Cavenderiaceae.